Molecule: messenger RNA, 9753 nt
Organism: Hippocampus comes (tiger tail seahorse)
Lineage: Eukaryota; Metazoa; Chordata; Actinopteri; Syngnathiformes; Syngnathidae
Gene: cacna1bb
Product: calcium channel, voltage-dependent, N type, alpha 1B subunit, b
Exons: 54
Coding region: 1039-8646 (2535 amino acids)
Biological process (GO): chemical synaptic transmission; calcium ion import across plasma membrane
Cellular component (GO): neuronal cell body; voltage-gated calcium channel complex; membrane
Molecular function (GO): high voltage-gated calcium channel activity
Source: RefSeq, a predicted model, not a curated record
UUUUUUUUUUAUGUUCGGAUUUAUUUCCAGUUUUGUUAUCGUACCUGUAGUGAUUCUGUUCAUAAUUUUGUUCCAUGAUUUUUCCAACAUAUCUUUUUAAGCGUCAGUAGUGAAGUGCGGUUGUGCAAAAUGUCAAAUUGAAAAACGAAAAAAAAAAAAGACCACGAAAAAAAAUGCAGUUCCAUUUAUUUUUUUUUUCCUGUUAAACAUUCAUGGACCGUGAAGCAGCAUUUGAAUUGGUUGUAUCUUUUUCAAUAAAUUUACUACUAAUGCAUUUCUUCUGCGCUGCCUCACUUGUCGCAUUUCCUCUCGGGAGGCAACGCCGUCGACUACCAAGUUUUGCUUUUGCAUAAGAUCUUAAGUUCCUCCUCAGAGGUGACUUUCUUGCUCUUCUUGAAACGCAAACGACUGAAAUAUCUUUCGAUUGGAGCCUGCAGGAAGUUGGGAGAGAGUGAAGACUAGGAUGAUAAUUUGCCUUUCUCCAGAUGUGAAAAUGACCUGGAUGCCAUUGACUGCUAAAAAGAGCAAACUUUGAGAAGACAGCUGCUUGAUUAGCAUUAUGACAGAAGGGUACAGAGAUAAGGCAGCACACUACUGCUACGGAGUCCAAUUGAUUGAUAGUCCCUGACAUGAUACAGGAUACGUUCUAAUGAUGUCCUCAACCGGAGUGCAAAUUAUAAUCAACGAGAAGCGAAUCGGCUUCAAAAUGCAGUGACAAAUGCAAAGACAUGAUCUUUUUACGCUUUUCAGUUUUUUACAAAUGGGCCGAUGAUUGCUCCCUUCCUGGCUACCCAAAGGAACACUUGGAAGCUUUUGAUAACAAAACCCAGAGGAAAUUCUCCGCGAGGAUUCCGACGAUAAGGUCCUCAAAACACGGUUGAGCAGGAAGCUGCCUUUCCACAUUCCAAGAUGAGAGAAACCGGUGCGUGUCUGUCCGAGUGAGGCCCUCCCCUGGAAGCGGAGUCUGCCGCAGACAGAACUUUGCUUGCUACACAUGCCACUUUUCAUCCACUUGUGCCGGUUUAGUUUGGAACAGCCAUGAAGAGAAAAGUUCCUCACUCCUCCAAAUGGGCAGAGACCCGAUCUACUGUGGUUUACGCACUGCGUUCAGCCACGUUUAGCUCAUGGCGGAUGCUGACCCUGGGGGCCGAGUACGAGGACACCUGGGCCCUGGCACGUGACAAGAGGCGUCCACUCCGACAACAGCCGAAGGAGUCUCCCGGGCGGGCGCCUGGCGCAGAUGUCGAGCCUUCGUGGAAACACUGCGAGACCACCAACACGACUAAGUACGACACCGUCAUACACUUGGAUGGAGCCACCAGAGUGGGGACCAGCGAGGGGUUGUGUCACAUUGUGCACAAGCACGAGAUGGAGACGAAGCCAUGUUGGCCAGACAGAAUGGCUCGUUUCACUGACGAUCUCCCCACCCGCUAUGGAGGAAGCGCUGGCGGCGGCGGCGGCGGCGGUGGCGGCGGCGGAGGAGCAGCAGGAGGAGGGAGAGGAGCGCCGGGUGCGGGAAGAGGGGGAGCCCGCGGUGGAGGCGCUCCGAGCGGCCAGAGGAUGUACAAGCAGUCGAUGGCCCAAAGGGCCCGGACGAUGGCCAUUUACAACCCGAACCCCGUCAAGCAAAAUUGCUUGACUGUCAACCGCUCCCUCUUCAUCUUCCGGGAGGACAACCUGAUCAGGAAGUAUGCCAAACGUAUAACAGAGUGGCCUCCAUUCGAAUACAUGAUCUUGGCUACCAUCAUCGCCAACUGCAUCGUCUUGGCCCUGGAGCAGCAUCUGCCUGCCAGCGACAAGACGCCCAUGUCGGAGCGCCUGGACGACACAGAGCCCUACUUUAUUGGAAUAUUCUGUUUCGAGGCAGCCAUUAAGAUCAUCGCCCUGGGCUUUGCAUUCCAUAAAGGCUCCUACCUCCGUAACGGAUGGAAUGUAAUGGACUUUGUGGUCGUUCUCACAGGAAUCCUGGCCAAAGUGGGCUCCGACUUUGACCUGCGAACGCUGCGGGCUGUGAGAGUGCUGCGACCCCUCAAACUGGUGUCCGGAAUUCCCAGUCUCCAAGUCGUGCUGAAGUCCAUCAUGAAAGCCAUGGUGCCGCUGCUUCAGAUCGGCCUGCUGCUUUUCUUCGCCAUUGUCAUGUUUGCAAUCAUCGGGGUGGAGUUUUACAUGGGCAAAUUCCACACCACCUGCUUCAACAUCGACACCGGUGAAAAAGCCGCAGAGUGGCCUUGCGGUCUGGAGCCCCCUGCCAGGUUGUGUCCCAAUGGGACCCAGUGCAGAGAAUACUGGACCGGACCCAAUUUCGGCAUUACCAACUUCGACAACAUCCUAUUUGCCGUGCUUACGGUGUUCCAGUGCAUCACCAUGGAGGGCUGGGUCGACAUCCUCUACAGCACCAACGAUGUGGCAGGAAACACCUGGAAUUGGCUCUACUUCAUCCCUCUCAUCAUCAUUGGCUCUUUCUUCAUGCUCAACUUGGUGCUUGGUGUCCUAUCCGGAGAGUUUGCCAAAGAGAGAGAGCGUGUGGAGAAGAGGCAGGAGUUCCUGAAGCUUCGAAGGCAGCAACAAAUUGAGAGAGAGCUCACGGGAUACCUGGAAUGGAUCUGCAAAGCCGAGGAGGUGUUGCUGGAGGAGGAGGAGGAGAUUGCAGAAGAGAAGUCACCUCUGGAUGGCGCGUGGUACAAGAGGAAACAAAAUCUGCCAGUCCUGAAACGAAGCAAAAACAAGAAGGGUAAAAAUGACCUGAUUGGCGCUGAAGAAGGGGAAGAUUCAUUCGCUGACAUCUCCUCCGUCGCUCCUCCCGGCUCCCCUUUUGGUCGGGCGAGUGUCAAAAGUAGCACCAAGAUGGACAGCUCGUCAUACUUUCGGCGUAAGGAGAAGAGGAUUCGUUUCUUUAUCCGGCGGAUGGUCAAAGCGCAAAGCUUCUACUGGAUCGUUCUGUGUCUGGUCGGCCUGAACACUCUGUGCGUGGCCAUCGUCCACUACGAUCAACCCGCGUGGCUGACGACGGCCCUGUAUACGGCGGAGUUUGUGUUCCUGGGUUUGUUUCUCACGGAGAUGACCUUGAAGAUGUACGGCCUCGGACCGAGGAAUUAUUUCCACUCCUCCUUUAACUGCUUUGAUUUUGGGGUGAUCGUGGGAAGUAUUUUUGAGGUGAUCUGGGACAUGAUCAAACCCGGAGCGUCGUUCGGCAUCAGUGUCCUGAGAGCACUGAGACUACUAAGAAUCUUCAAAGUCACAAAGUAUUGGAAUUCCCUGAGGAACCUCGUGGUCUCCCUUCUGAAUUCCAUGAAGUCCAUCAUCAGUUUGCUGUUCCUCCUCUUCCUGUUCAUCGUCGUCUUCGCUCUGCUGGGCAUGCAACUCUUCGGAGGACAAUUUAACUUUGAGGACGAAACGCCAACGACAAACUUCGAUACCUUCCCGGCGGCCAUCCUCACUGUGUUUCAGAUUUUAACCGGGGAGGACUGGAAUGCCGUGAUGUACCACGGCAUCGAGUCGCAAGGAGGCGUCCGCCGCGGAAUGUUCUCUUCCGUCUACUUCAUCGUCCUGACACUUUUUGGAAACUACACUCUCCUGAAUGUCUUCUUGGCUAUCGCCGUUGACAAUCUUGCAAAUGCGCAGGAGCUCACAAAGGAUGAAGAAGAACAGGAGGAAGCGGCCAAUAAGAAGCUUGCUCUGCAGAAGGCUCUGGAGGUGAAGGAAGUCAGUCCCAUGUCAGCAGCCAACAUCUCAAUAGCUGCUUUUGUAAAGCAAAAUCGAGAUGCAAUCUCUCGCAGGUCGUCCAUCAACAGCAUUCAGUCACUGAGUUAUAGUCUCUACUCUACCCCUGCCCGACGAUUCUCGAGCAAGGAACAGCAACGUCCAUCAAAGACCAUGUCAGUGUGGGAGCAAAGAACCAACCAGCUGAGGCGACACAACGUAAGAACGAGCAGCGAGGCUUUAUUUAACGAGCUGGACCCCGAGGAGCGCCUACGACUAUCCUCCGUCCUCCAUCUCCAUCCCGACAUGAAGACUCACCUGGACAGACCCCUUGUGGUCGAGUCCAGGAACAGUGACCCGGCGAACAGACCUCCCGAGGAAGGACAACAAGACGGUACGGGAGACGUCGUCCACUCGCACGCCAGGAAGCACCACCGCCAUCGGGACAAGAACGGCGAGGGCAGGGACGCCGGUGACGGCCGCCCGGCGAGGCAUCACACCCAUCACAGCCGGAGCAAAGAUCACAAUAGCAACGGCGCUCAGACGAAGGAGAGAAGAGGGGAGGGCGGCCACGGUCGGGAUGAGGGGCAGAGGCGCCGGCGGCACCAUCACGCGGGCUCCCCGGAAGAGGAGAGCUCCGACGUACGGGCGGGGGGGGAGGAAAGAGGGCAUCGCCACCACCACUCGCACCGUACGCCAAAAGAGGGCAAUGGCACGUUGGCCAACGGGGCCCACGGAGAGCGCAGGGGCCGGGGAAGAGGAGGCGAGGGCAACGGAGACAGAAAAGGACGCUGCUCUCGAUUGGUCCGAGCGCAGUCGACUCUGGAUGCCGAUGAAAGCCAAAAAGGCAAGAAACAUCCGAGGGAGCUGCAGUCGGACGGCGAGGAGGACGUUCUCGCCACAAGUCCUCUGAGUCUCGGAGACAAGCAAGAAGACGCCGACAACCAAAAGAAUUCCACCAGGGCCAGCCAGGCCGGAUUGAACAGCAACACGAUUCACAUCCCCGUCACCAUAACCGCCCCACCCGGAGAGACCACCGUGAUACCCAUGAAUAACAUUGAGAGCGGCAACUUUGGCAUCAGCGAGGAGAAGAAAGCUCUGGAAGAUGACGAUGCCGCCAGUCGGCCUCGGCAGAUCCUCCCCUACAGUUCCAUGUUCAUCUUUGGACAAACAAACCCGGUGCGGCGGCUGUGUCACUACGUGGUCAACCUGCGCUAUUUUGAAAUGUGCAUCCUGAUGGUCAUUACCAUGAGCAGCAUCGCCCUGGCAGCCGAGGAUCCCGUGCAAUCCAACGCGCCGCGAAAUAACGUGCUCAAGUACCUGGAUUACGUCUUCACUGGAGUGUUUACUUUUGAGAUGGUGAUUAAGAUGAUUGACUUAGGACUCCUCCUCCACCCCGGUUCCUAUUUUCGUGAUCUAUGGAACAUUCUUGACUUCAUUGUGGUCAGUGGCGCUCUUGUGGCAUUUGCCUGCUCGAGCCUAAUGGGAUCGCAACAAAGCGUGGCCAGAGGGACAAAAGGCAAGGACAUCAACACCAUCAAGUCCCUGAGGGUCCUCAGAGUCUUGCGGCCACUCAAAACCAUUAAACGUCUGCCCAAACUCAAGGCUGUGUUCGACUGCGUCGUGAAUUCCCUGAAGAAUGUUCUCAACAUCCUCAUCGUCUACAUCCUCUUCAUGUUCAUCUUUGCUGUUAUCGCCGUGCAGCUUUUUAAGGGCAAAUUCUUCUACUGCACGGAUGAGUCCAAGGGUCUCGAGAAAGACUGCAGGGGUCAGUUCCUGGAUUAUGACAAAGUGGAACGCGGCCGCGAUGUGGAAGCUCAGCCGAGAGAGUGGAAGAAAUACGAGUUCCACUACGACAACGUUCUCUGGGCCUUCUUAACGCUGUUCACCGUCUCCACCGGGGAGGGUUGGCCUCUGGUGCUGAAGCACUCAGUGGACGCCACCUAUGAGGACCAGGGCCCCAGCCCGGGUUUCCGCAUGGAGACGUCCAUCUUCUACGUGGUCUACUUUGUGGUGUUCCCUUUCUUCUUCGUCAACAUAUUUGUUGCUUUGAUCAUCAUCACCUUUCAAGAGCAGGGAGACAAAGCCAUGUCGGAGUGUAGCCUGGAAAAGAAUGAGAGGGCUUGCAUCGACUUUGCCAUAAAUGCCAAGCCGCUGACUCGAUACAUGCCGGAAAACAAGCAAUCCUUCCAGUAUAAGAUGUGGAAAUUUGUGGUGUCGCCACCAUUCGAAUACGCCAUUAUGACUUUGAUUGCCCUCAACACUGUGGUGCUGAUGAUGAAGUUUUAUGGCGCGCCGGAUCUCUACGAGUCCAUGCUGAAAUACUUGAACAUCGUCUUCACUGCCCUCUUCACUCUUGAGUGCAUCCUGAAGAUUAUUGCCUUUGGUCCACUGAAUUACCUGAAGGCAGCCUGGAAUGUGUUUGACUUUGUGACGGUGCUGGGAAGCAUAACAGACAUCCUGGUGACAGAGAUUAAGACGGACAAGAUGAUUAACCUGAGCUUCCUGAGGCUGUUCAGAGCCGCCCGGCUCAUCAAACUGCUUCGGCAGGGCUACACCAUUCGCAUUUUGUUGUGGACGUUCGUGCAGUCCUUCAAGGCCCUGCCAUAUGUUUGCCUGCUCAUUGCGAUGCUUUUCUUCAUCUACGCCAUUAUCGGAAUGCAGGUGUUUGGGAACAUCGAGCUGAAUGAAGAGACUGCAAUAAAUCACCACAACAACUUCCAGACCUUUUUCCAGGCUUUAACCCUUCUCUUCAGGAGCGCCACCGGCGAAGCGUGGCACGAAAUUAUGCUUUCAUGUCUCAGUAACCGGUCAUGUGACAAACUCUCAGGAACAACGGGGAAAGAGUGCGGAAGCGACUUUGCCUACUUCUACUUUGUCUCCUUCAUUUUCCUCUGCUCCUUCUUGAUGCUCAACCUAUUUGUUGCUGUCAUCAUGGACAACUUUGAAUAUCUGACCAGGGAUGCCUCCAUCUUGGGUCCUCAUCACCUUGAUGAGUUUAUCCGUGUAUGGGCAGAGUAUGACCCGGCUGCCUGUGGAAGGAUAUGCUACCAAGAUAUGUACAAAUUGUUGCGUUUUAUCUCCCCGCCCCUGGGCCUGGGGAAGAAGUGCCCAAACAGGGUGGCCUAUAAGCGUUUGGUCAGGAUGAACAUGCCGAUUGCGGACGACAACACGGUGCAUUUCACCUCCACACUCAUGGCCUUGAUUCGCACAGCCCUCGAGAUCAAGCUGGCAUCCGGAGUCUUGGCACAACAUCUGUGCGAUAUUGACUUGAAAAGGGAAUUAAACAGAGUUUGGCCCAGCUUGUCGCCGAAGACCGUUGACCUUCUUGUGACGCCACACAAAUACAAUGAGCUGACUGUGGGGAAAGUCUAUGCGGCUCUCAUGAUCUUCGACUACUAUAAGCAGAAUCGAGCCAAAAGACUUCAGCAGCAGCAUCCUUCGGGAGGAGUUCAGAGUAAACUGGGGGCCUUGUUUCGUCCUAUACUUCCCCUCGGUCACAUCAAGGAAGUAGAGCCUCCCAUCGCCAGUCCGGAACAACUCUUGCCUCUCCAGCCUGAGUCCGAAGCAAAGACGUCACCUCUUCCACCUGUCGCAACCACGACCGCCACCUUGGUGAACGACGACGCAAUCAGACUUGCCCAGAGGAGUUCCAUAAAACACUCCCAGUCGGGAGAUGUUUCUCUGGCCGCCCUGAGACCCAAAGGGCGGAGGAAACUACAGAGAGGCCAGUCAGAAGAUGUGCAGUGUUCCACGAGGCCUCAGGAAGUGGUUGAAAUGAAGCCGGUGGAGAUCAUCUCAGAUACGGAAGCAUACCCUGGCCUGGAAGGCCACAGUCGUGCAGCUUCUCUGCCUCGACUCAAUGCGGAGUACUACCGGAGCCACCCUCGCCACGUCCCUGGGACCCACCUGGCACCAAUCGUUGACCUCAGUCCCAUAAGACGCUCAGCCUCCUCGCUGACCCCGCCGCACAACCAGGAGGUCAUUCUGAAGGAUUACAACCUGAUGCGACCGGGUCAGCAUCAAUCAUCAGCGGUCCAAGGCCCGGACCGAGUCCAUCAACAUCAUCAUCACCACCACCGCUGCCACAGACGCAGGGACAAAGACAAAGACAAAAAGCCAAAAUCCCUGGAUAGAGCGACAUCGGUGCAGCCGCCGAGCACUGUUGGCUCAUUCACUGACCCCUCAGCCGAAGGUUUGUCUCGAGAACGAGCGAGGGAGCGCGACCGCAGUCGGCCGCACGAGAGGAGGCAUCACUCCUCUGCGGGGGAGAAGCAGCGCUACUAUUCCUGCGAGCGUUACGGCUCCAGGGAGACGAGCCACGCCAAGUCCGCCGGCCCAAGCCGGUCCGCAUCUCCAGGAGAGGGACAAGACACCGCCAUCCUUAAACAACACGGUAGCACUGGGAGUAAACCCGCCCCCUCUGGUUCAAGCACACCAGGCCGCGGUCGCAGGCAGCUGCCCCAAACUCCCCUCACUCCUCGUCCCGCUGUGGCCUACAAGACCGCAAACUCCUCCCCCCUCUCAUCCGCUGCCAGCACCACGAUGGCCGGACAUCACACUCGUGCCAGCCGUGGCCUUUCAGAACACGAGUGCUCGCGCGGGGACAGCGACCGCUCCCCGAUACCGGUCACCCGCAUUGGUUCCGACCCAAAUUUAGACCGGCAGCUGCAGGGAGCUUCUCCGCAAGCGCUCGCGGAAGAAACGGAAGACUUCCAGGACGCUGUGAGCAGCCAAGUAUUGUCGCACUCCGCCAGGGGCGGCGCCUCCGCAAGCACCUCGUCUUCUUCCCACGACGCCGUCGCUGUUCCCGUCACAGCGGCGGCCGCACAAGGGCGCGCAGACGUGGUCCCCAACGGGUACCACUUCACCUUUGGGGUCAACUCUGCGUCAAACAGCCGAGCGACAGGAAGCCUCAGGGAGAGAGAGGAUGAGGACUGGUGCUAACACGCGAGGAUACUCGAGAGGUGUUUCUUAUCCGCUGAUGAAGAAGCAGCUUGUCCGUGUUGCUCAUGUCAGGGUCGCGUGAGCUGGUCAAAGGCCGGCAGGCUUGGAAUGAGGGAAAGUGGGAACCGGCCUGUCGAAAGUGCUGUGAAAGGCUGCUAACUCUCCUUCCAGCACAAAGAACUGCCCAAGGAAAACAGAACGCUGACGUUGUCGACCCAAAACGAUUUUGAAAACCCUUCAGUAUUUUUGCCUUGGACGGUGGGGUUGAAGUUGAAAAGCCAAAAUCUUGAAGAGCAACUGUUAUGUUUUCGAAGCGUUUAAAAUGCCUCAUUCUUGAUCUACCUGGAUGUUAUAUUUUGUCUUGACAUAUAAGGGCACGGGUUUCGAUGUGAUGCGCUCGUAUCAAACAUCUGACGGAAUUCUUUGGAAGGGCCGUCGUCGACCAAGGUGAUUUUAUGUCGGUCUUGGAAAUGUUUCCAAUUCCCGCAAAGAUCAACAAGUGUCGCUUGGAGGCAAAAGAAACAAACAUGAGCCAUUUUCAUGGUCAAGCUUUGUUCAAAUUGGGGCAGGGUGGGGGGGGGGGGCGCACGCAGGGACUUGGACAACAAUUUUACAUGUGGCCGAAUACUAAGUGCCUCAUUUUACAAGAUGUGAGCAGGAGUCUGGCGUCUUUGAGUGGGUGGUCUUGUGUUGAACACACAGACAAGCAGGUAAGUCGUGGGAUGUCAACGGUUGACUACCGGAAAAUAUAAAGUUGUUUGGAUCUGUCGUGAUGGUCUAGAUAAAAAACAGAAAACUCGAGAAAAAAAAAAAAAAAACAAAGAAACAUUUUUAUAUACCGAGUCUUGUAGUUGGUGAAUCCAAACUAAAGAUCCAAAGUAAGCAGUGUAGUGCAUGCCGAGAUCUUGAACAUGUCAAAAUUGUGUCUGUACUUUAUUCAAGGGUGUGUACUAAGCAUUUGCCUUUUUCUUCAAACACACUGCCAGUCAAUCGGUAAGAUAAGGUCUGUAGAAGGACAAAAGUGCCAUUUUUACAUGAUCAAAAUGUAACUCAAGUCAGAAAUAAAUGUCCUCCAGCAGACCCGAUUCUAUUCGGGAGAUGCACAUA